AGAAAUUGAUUGAAAUCAUGCGGCAUUAGCAUGACAUAUACUACUAAUACAUACAUGAACGUACGUCUGAGGUUAAAUUCAUAGAUACUACUCUGUGUUUCAUAUUAAUUGUCACUUUAUUUUAUUUUUGUUACAUAAAAAUUGGUCGUUCUACAAUUGCAAUGCCAUUUAUACUUAGUUUUAUCUCAAUAUUAAUUAUAAAAUACAUUGAUUUUAUAAAAAAAAUUAUUUAUCUAAAAUGCUAUUGAUUGAAUAGAUAACAUUAAUAAAAAAAUUCAUAAACGCAUUUCAAUCAGUUUCUUAAUAAUAUAAAAAAUGUGUAAUUGACAUUUUUUGUGAAACAGAUGGAAUAUGAAACAGCUAGCCUUUGGCCUUUGUCAUAUGAAUUCAGUACAUAAGUACAUCAUUAUUCCCUAUUUGUCUUUUCUGCGCACUCCUAGGCUCAAGCCGGAAACCUAGGAAUCACGCAAUUUCCCGAAACAGAAGCAACAACCCUCGUUUACUUCAACUUUCAGAUGACGAAUCACGGAAGGACCGAAAAAUGUAUUGAAGAAGUUAAUAGGCUUAUGUCCUUUACUGCCUUGGUAAGUAAUUAUAUGAAAACAGACAGAUAGAACGAGGGUAUCUGCAACAUUUCAGGUUUUCGUAGAGAAAACGUUUAUUCAAAGCUCAUAACUUUCAGUAGUGUGUUCGGCACAGACCAGCAGAGGCACUAACUAAAUUUUGAUUUUCUAUAAGUUAAUUAGUACAAAAUUUUGAUUUUCUUUAAGUAAUUUACUUCAACUAUAUGAAAAUACUUCCGGUUAACUCGAAAUUUAUGAUAGUCCUCUCGGGUAAAAAUUGUUUUUAGAUCCAUUACUGCAGACGAGAUGCCCUUCCUUGGACUAAACGUUCUACCAGAAUUAGAUAUCUAUUAAUGUCCAUACUUUCAUAUUAUUAUGAUAUUGUCCGAUUUAUACUUCAGCAUUUAUGGAUUUGCUUAGAAAGUGUUUCCCCCCAAGAAGUCUACUGCACUUUGAGGGAGAGAGAAAACGAAAUAUUUAAACAAGUCAUGUGACUGACCAACUAAUAUGAUUUGAUUAUAUUCUAAAUUAAAUGAUCGUCUGACAUUUUUUCCUCCCACUCUUUCCCAACAAUAAGCACAGACUAGAUAUUAACCCGCACAUCCGUGCGGAUAUAUUUAUAUUUUUAAAUUAAUAUUUAAAAUAUAAAAUAUGUUAUAAAGAUAUAUAUCUAAUAUCAAUUUUAUGUUAAUUUUUAUUUUGAAAAUUUAUAUUUGUUGAAAUUUGUUUGAUGAUAUUGUACAAAUCAUAUAUUAAUGAAGUAUUUUUGUUUAUUUAUUUAAAAUGCAAGAUCAAUAUUAAUAGUUCAAUUUUAAACAUUAGUUUUAUAUGUAUUAAUAAAAAAAAUUAUUAGCUUCUUUGUUUAGAAAUUUUUAUUCUCGAAAUAUUUUUAUAUGAAUAAAUUAAAUUAUUUUUGUUAUAUUUUAAAAUAUUAUUUUAUUUAAUAUUUUAUAUUUCAGUUUAAUGUUUUUAUUUUUACUAAACAUAUCAACAUAAAAUGUUACAACCAAUAAAAUAUUUUUUAUUUUGUUUUAUUUAAAAAUUUAUUUUGAUAAUUUAAAAGAAUUGGACUAUACUUUUUAAUUUUAAAAUUAGUUACUGGAAUAUAUAAAAUAUGGUCUAUAUUAAAUAUAAGAAGCUGUCAAAUGAUGAUUACCUAAUGACAAUAUAUUUAUCUUUUUUAGAAAUGUUAUUGUUUAGAUAUAUAUUGUUUUUGUUAGAAGAAUAUCAUAUAUGAAUAAUUUUAGGAUGUUUAUUUAAAUUUCUAAUGAAUGGUCUAACAUAGACUUGUAUAUGAUAGAUAAAAAAUAGGACUCUAUUUUAAUAGAGUAGAUGUUUAUCAAAAUAUAAUAACAGAAGAUAGUAGUUGUAUAUCGUUAAUUCAUCGAUGAUAUCUAAGUACUCCACUGAAACGUGUGCGCGGACGCAAACUUCUAGGGCUUAUACUUACUAUAUGACAGAGUCAACUGAAACGGAAACCAAACAUUACAACGAGUAUCACUAAAGAUUAUCCCGACUAUAUCUUUUGGACAAUACCAAUAUGGAAUCAACAGGAUUGAGUUUUGGUCCUAAAAAUCUGCCUAACGUUAACAGAGUCCUUCUCCCUCUCAAGACCAACGUCUCUCUCUUUCCUAGCCGUUGGCUUCACAAUCACACUCUUUCCCUGAAACCGGAAAAAUACCACUUGGUUUGCGUUAGGGCUACUCAGAGUAAUGAUGAUCUUGAGAGAACUCGUCCCUUGGUACACUUUUCUCCCACUCUUUGGGGAGAUCACUUCCUUUCUGUUCCCCUCAAUGUCGAUGAAUUUGAUAAUUUAUCGAGAGAGAUUGAAGUGACGAUGAAGCCAAAAGUGAGAGAUAUGCUCAUGUCUUUCAAAAAUAGGGACAGUGAAAGGAUCCGUCUCAUCCAUUUGCUAGUGAAACUUGGAAUCGCAUAUCAUUUCGAGACUGAGAUUGAUGAGAUUCUUAACAAAGCUUUUGGAAAAAUUGAUGGCAUAAUAGCCCAACAAGAUGAUUUGGAAACAAUCUCCACCAUGUUUGAGGUUUUCAGACUACGCGGUUACUACAUGUCUUGCGAUGCAUUCAGUAGAUUUCAAGGUGAGGAUGGAAAUUUUAAGGAAAGUCUAGCCGAGGACAUUAGGGGGAUGCUGCAGUUGUACCAAGCGGCACAUCUCGGGACACCAUCUGAAGAUAUAAUGGACGAGGCACUGAGAUUCACUCGGCAUCACUUGGAGUCGUUGACAGGUAAUCACGCAGCAAGUGUUAGUCCCCAUCUCUCUACGCAUAUAAAAAACGCAUUGUGUAGAGCUCGAUAUCAUAACUUGGAGAUGUUAGCCACAAGAGAAUAUAUAUCUUUUUACGAUCAAGAAGAAGCUCACAACGAGACGCUGCUCAAGUUUGCUAAGCUCAACUUCAACUAUUGUCAGCUACAUUACAUCCAAGAGCUAAAAGAUCUGACCAAAUGGUGGAAAGAUAUAGAUCUUUCAUCUAAGCUACCUUACAUCAGGGACAGAAUUGUAGAGGUCUUUUUCGGGUCAGUGGCAAUGUAUUUCGAGCCACGGUAUUCACUUGGGAGAAUUAUAGUCGCUAAACUAACAGCGGUGGCGACUGUUUUUAAUGAUACAUGUGAUGCAUAUGGCACCCUUCCUGAAGUUACAAGUCUUGUGGAUGCUUUCCAGAGAUGGGAUCUUGGGGGCACUGAAAAGCUACCAAGCUAUGUAAGAAUCGUUUUUGGAAGUGUGUUUGAGACUUUAGAAGAGAUUGAACAAGAAAUGAGGCCAGGAGGAAGAUCAGAAAUUGUGCAAGUAGUUGUAGAUGAGAUGAAGAAGUUGGCGAGAGCGUACUUGGCCCUCUCGAAAUGGUCACGUGAAAGUCACGUGCCAACCUUUGAAGAGUACAUGGAGAUUGGCAUGAGGACGUCAAUGGAUCAAUAUGCUGCCUAUAGCUUUAUCGCGAUGGAAGAUUAUGAUGAGACACAAAUCUGCGAAUGGUACAAUUCCAAACCCAAAAUGAUGGAAGCUUUGAACGGUGUUUUUCGUAUUGUGAACGACAUAUCCACCUAUGAGCGAGAGAUGAAGAGAGGAGAAGUGGCUACAGGUCUGAAUUGUUACAUGAAGCAACAUGAAGUUACCAAAGAAGAAGCUAUUGAAGAAUUAAACAAGAUUGCUACUAAUUAUUACAAAUUAAUAAUGGAGGAGUUUUUGACAACAACCGCUGUGCCACGCCCGGUUCUGGUGCGUUGCCUCAAUGUUUCGCGACCCGUUGAUAUUAUCUACAAGGAGAGUGAUAAAUUCACAAAUCCUGGGGAGCUCAAAGACGCCAUCAAAUCUUUGUUCAUUCAUCCAAUUCCACUUUAAUACGGUGAGAACCUCUUCAAAAUAAAAUACUCAAAACAAAAACAUCCAUCGU
Messenger RNA from Brassica rapa (field mustard), 3970 nucleotides. RefSeq names its product terpenoid synthase 17. Gene Ontology annotation, biological process: diterpenoid biosynthetic process. Gene Ontology annotation, molecular function: terpene synthase activity; magnesium ion binding. Lineage: Eukaryota; Viridiplantae; Streptophyta; Magnoliopsida; Brassicales; Brassicaceae. The record is from RefSeq and is a predicted model, not a curated record.